Molecule: messenger RNA, 5561 nt
Organism: Sceloporus undulatus (fence lizard)
Lineage: Eukaryota; Metazoa; Chordata; Lepidosauria; Squamata; Phrynosomatidae
Product: vitamin D 25-hydroxylase
Exons: 5
Coding region: 77-1591 (504 amino acids)
Biological process (GO): xenobiotic metabolic process
Cellular component (GO): cytoplasm; intracellular membrane-bounded organelle
Molecular function (GO): heme binding; iron ion binding; oxidoreductase activity, acting on paired donors, with incorporation or reduction of molecular oxygen, reduced flavin or flavoprotein as one donor, and incorporation of one atom of oxygen
Source: RefSeq, a predicted model, not a curated record
GUGAACCGAGGAGCCGGACGGGGCCUGCUGUCAGAGUCAGACUCAGGACAGAAGGCGACGCCGGGGCUGAGGCGGGAUGUGCGCGGAGAGCGGGGCCGCCGCCUCUGCCUCUGCCGCUGCCGCUUCCUUGGCCCUCCUGGCCUUCGCCCUCCUGGCGGCGCUGGUGGUGCGGCAGCUGCUGAAGCAGAGGCGGCCGGUGGGCUUCCCUCCGGGCCCCGCGGGGCUCCCGCUCGUCGGCAACAUCCACUCGCUGGCCGCCGAGCAGCCCCACGUCUACAUGAGGCGCCAGAGCCAGCUCCACGGCCAGAUCUUUAGUCUUGAUUUGGGUGGUAUCUCCGCUAUUGUACUGAAUGGAUAUGAUGCAAUAAAAGAAUGCCUUGUUCAACAAAGUGAGGUCUUUGCAGACAGGCCAUCUCUUCCUUUGUUCAAGAAGCUGACAAAAAUGGGAGGUUUAUUGAACUCAAGAUAUGGACGAGGUUGGACAGAGCAUCGCAAAUUAGCUGUAACCAGCUUUCGGAUAUUUGGUUAUGGUCAGAAGGCCUUUGAAAGCAAAAUAUCAGAAGAAUCAAUGAUUUUCCUUGAGGCCAUUGAUACCUAUAAAGGGAAGCCUUUCGACCUGAAAUACUUAAUAACAAAUGCAGUUUCAAAUAUUGCUAAUUUGAUUAUUUUUGGAGAGCGGUUUACAUAUGAAGACACUGAAUUUCAGCACAUGAUUGAAAUAUUUAGUGAAAACAUUGAAUUGGCAGCAAGUGCAUCUGCUUUUUUGUAUAAUGCUUUUCCAUGGAUUGGUGUCCUGCCUUUUGGAAAACAUCAGCAACUCUUUAAAAAUGCAGCUCAGGUCUAUACCUUUCUACUCCACCUUAUUGAGCGCUUCUCCCAGAACAGGAAACCUCAGUCACCUCGGCAUUUCAUAGAUGCAUAUUUAGAUGAAGUGGAUAAACAUAAAAAAGACCCAGAGUCCACCUUUUCCAUGGAAAACUUAAUUUUCUCUGUGGGAGAACUCAUGAUUGCUGGAACAGAAACUACAACAAAUGUUUUAAGAUGGGCAGUGUUGUUCAUGGCUCUUUAUCCUAAUAUUCAAGGGCAAGUUCAUAAAGAAAUUGAUAUAGUAAUUGGACCAAAUAGAACACCAUGCCUAGAAGAGAAAUGUAAAAUGCCAUACACAGAAGCAGUACUGCAUGAAAUUUUAAGAUUCUGUAAUAUAGCUCCUCUAGGUAUUUUCCAUGCAACUUCUAAGGACACAGUCGUGCGUGGGUAUACCAUCCCUCAAGGCACUACAGUCAUUACAAAUCUCUAUUCUGUACAUUUUGAUGAAAAGUACUGGAGUAAUCCAGAAAUGUUUUGCCCUGAGAGGUUUUUGGACAGCUCUGGACAGUUCAUCAAGAAAGAAGCAUUUGUUCCAUUUUCAUUAGGACGAAGACAUUGUUUAGGAGAACAGCUGGCCAGAAUGGAAAUGUUUUUAUUUUUUACUUCAUUACUUCAGCGGUUUCAUCUUCAUUUUCCCAGUGGUUUGACCCCAGACCUUAAGCCAAAGUUAGGUAUGACUUUGCAACCUCAUCCAUACCUUAUCUGUGCAGAGAGGCGAUUUUGAACAUAAAUGUGAUAGCAACAAUUCAGUGCAUAAGGUUCUAACAGCCAGCAGCAUGACAGACUGAUGAGAUGAAUUAAGCCUUCCUUGACCAAACCAAUUAAAUCCUGUCCUGGUAUUAAAAAGAAGCAAAAUAUACUGUAUACUAUAGAAUGUCUGAGAUCCACAAAGGGAACAAACGAGUUGAUUUCUAAUGGGAGGAAAUAGAGAAUGGACAACUAGGAUGCUCUAUGCUACUAAAGUGUCAUAAUUGGGGUAGAUGUGGCAGUGAUCGCCUAGCAAGACAUUUAUGCACUUCUAAAGCACCAGGAGAGUUCCAACAUGGUUAGGAGCUUUAUAACUACUUCAGCUUCCAUAUCAAUGAUCAUCUAUGUUGGAACUUCUCAGAGUGGCCACUGCCUCAGCCAAUUCAAAUCUGGAUAUUGUGCUUUCCACUUGCUUUGGAGGUAGAUGCUGACAAACACAUACAUGUACAAAUGCAAAUACUGUACCGAUAUUGUGUUAUAUCUGAAACCAUCUUGUUUGAGGAUCCACUGGGAUCUCACAUGGACCAAGCUAGUGGAUAGGAGGUGUGUUGCUAUACAAAUAUGUCUCUAAAUAGUUUGUCUUCUUUUCAGUUGGCCCUCCUGUUGAAAAUGCAGAUGAGGUCAUUUCUGCAUAUGACAGUGCACAGCUUGAUAGCUCCAGAAAAAGAACUAUCACUAUUUUUAAAUAUUUUUUAAAUUAAGCCUAAAUACAACCACAAAGAGAUCUUUAUACAAUUAUGUCUAAAACAUACCUAUAAACAACAAUAACUAAAUAGACUUGACUAAGCUACUAAACAAAAAGAAACACUACUAACUUUCCCCCCAGCUGAUGGAUAUAUACCAUUAUUAUUAUACUUCUCUAUAUAUGAUAUUAUGUUGAUGCCUUUACAACAUACAAACUGUUUAUUUUACAAAACUAAAAUUGAGUCAUAUCCCCAAUGAGACUGCAAGUAUGUAAUAAAUCCAAUCUUUCUUUAAAAUUCUCAGAGAUUUUUCUUUGAUCAUCAUUGCCCAUUUGUCCAUUUCAGCAAUUCAGUCUUCUUAGAUUGGAAUAUCAGUGUUUCCAUCUCUGACACUAAGCCAUAUUUAAAAUAGAAUUACAGUACAGAGACACUUUAGAUCUUGCUACUAGAAAUAUUUUGUUCAGAAGCAAUAUACUUCAGGGGAAGGAGCCGACCAAAGGUAACUUGAUAACUGGGAGGAUGUUUUAGAACAGCUUAGAUAAUUUUUUUCGUUUGCAAUAAAAAUACAUAACAGACUUCUAUGCAAUGAAAAGAUGAUUGGAUCAGUUAUGCUUCAUUUAUGAAGCUGCACCACUUUGUUUUUAUACCUUUUUCUUUCAUAUACUAAGUUUUGUGUUUCUCAUUGAUUAAAUGGGAAGAUUGUAAUGUGCCUGUAACUGUUACAUUAUUAACAGCAUUAGACAAAAUGUAUGGUAGUUUAAUACUGUAUUUAACAAUGGGGUUAACACCUGAAACUCUCAUCAUUCAGCUUCAUUCGAUGACCCUGGGUUCUUGUAUUAUGGGAGGGAGAAAAGUUGAUUUCUGUCAAGUUUCUCUAUACCAUGUGUUAUUAUACUCUCUCAUAUCUCCUUUCCCCCACCCUCAUCCAAGCUAAAAAGCCCCAAACAUUAUAAAGCAGGAAACAUUUUCUAAGUGGUCUGUAAUCCUCCCUAUAUUGGGUGACUGUUCUAGACCCAUCCCUGUUGCAUUGUUAUUCAGGUAGAUUUCUGUUGAAAUCUUUUUCUUUCUUGAAGAAAAAGAUUUCAACAUUCUGUCUGUUGAAUUUUUAUUUUAUUUUACUAUUAAAAUGUUUUCUUGCCCUAUCUCAGGACAGUGUACAGGCAAAAGGUAUUUUAAAUAGUUUGGAACAGUGAUGAGCAACAUGAACAAUUUAAACCUGUCUAAAAUUCACAAAAGAAGCCAUGCAUGGAUCAGAUUAAGAUCCUUUGACUACAAAGGCAUCUGAGUUUGACAGUAAGAUGAAGUCAGUUUUAAUGCAAAGCAGGUCUUCAAAGGAGGGUAUUUCACAACUGGGGUACAUUAGCAGGGAAAACUUUCUCCUUUGCCUGCACAGAAGGCCUAUCUUGUAGAUAUCGGUUGUUGGGCAGGUAUAUAUAGGGCAAGGUGCUCCAUCAAAUAUCAAAUCACGUCAAGAUCCUUGAAUUGAGAUUAGUGUAUAGUCAGUGGGAUGCCUUCAACUUGUGUCCCAGGAUCUUUCUGGGAUGCUCCUGACAGCAGUUUGUCUACUACAUAUUGCACUAGCUGCAGCAUCUAUGUCAUGUUUAAGGACAGACCCAUCUCCUGGCCAGGACAUUACCAGUGCAUGGCCAUGUUAUCCCUGUUCGAUACAAAUCAUGGUUAGCAAGACAAUCUAAGCCACUUGGAAGUCCAUCUGGCCUAUAUUGACAGAGAUAGUGCCAGAAAUAUUCCCAGGUUACGCAGGUGUUCCUUCAGGAGUGCAACCUCACUCAAUUCCUAACACAGAGCCUUAUCUUCUUAGGCUCUAACUCAGUUUACUGGUCCUUGUCCAUCCCAUUAUAGCAGUCAGGUUUAGCAUUUCCACAGCUUCACUGGACAAUAAGCAAUAGAGAUGGAUGUCAUGAGGCUACUAAUGGUUUCCAAUUCCAAAAUGUCUGGCGACACUAGCACAGGAGUGGGGAACCUAUAGCCCUCCAGUUUCUGAUGAACUACCUCAUGCCUCACCACCAGCCAUGGAGAAGGAAGUUUUUGCCAGGCUCAUGAGGGCUUGGUGGUAGCUGUUCCCCUUAUGGUGAGGGUACAUGUAGGGACAUGAUGGUUUAGUAACUUAAGACUACAUGUAGAGUCACCAUAAGAGGAGGAGCUCCAACCAAGCCCUCAUGAGCCUGGCUAAAACUUCCUUCAGCUUAGGUGGUGGUGAGGCAUUAUGGAAAUGGUAGUUCAUCAGAACAUGGAGGUUUCCCACCCCAAUAUAGCAGCUCCAUAUAGAUACUCCACAUCACAUAGAUAGAUAAACUACGGAUCCCUGUUGAGCCCUUAAUAGCCAUAGGCAGUGAUGUAGCGGGGGGGGUUGGGGGGGUCCGGACCCCUCCCAUCAGAAAUGGGGAUGUCCAAGCUCCUUCCUUCCCCUCCUCCUCCCCUCCAUCAAAAGCACGGACUCGGAGGGAAAAGGGGGAAAAAGUCUCAGGGAGCAGGGAGGCUCAGAGAGGGAGAGAGGGGGAGCAGGAACAUAGCGAAGGGAGGGGUCCGAGGGGUCUGGAGGCGGGGGCAGUGCCUGUUCAAGCUCCUUCCUCCUGCUUCCUCCUUCCAUUGGAGCAGACUCAGGAGAGAGGGAGGGAGGGGAGAGGGCUGGUCUCCCGGCAACAUCUUUGCCCCUCUUUCCCUCUCCCUCCUCCUCUGUGCUUUUCCCAGAAAAAAGUCUCCGUUCGGGAGAGGAGGAGGAGGGAGAACUAAAGGAAGGAAGGAAGGGGAAGAAAGGAAGAAAAAGGAAGGAAGGGAGAAGGAAGGCUCUAAAAGGAAAUAUCAAAGAAAGAAAAGGUGGCUUCUAAUAACAAUAAUCAACUACAGGUUGAAUCUCCCUUAUCCAAAAUGCUGAGGACUAGAUGUAUUUUGGAGUUUUUCAGAGUUUGGUAUGUUUAUAUAUGUAGAAUGGUAUAUAUUGAAGCUACUUGAGUCCAACCAUUAAACCCAUUCACGUUUCAUAAGCUCAUCCUUAAGUAGCCCCUUUUUUGCCCUCCUCUGAGUGUCUCUGAGCAUGAACAGAGUGGCUGCUGCUUAUUGCUUGAGCAGCUGCACUUUGCUUUAUCAACCUGAAUUUAUCUGAUGUGAACAGCUUGAGAGGAAGGACUCCGUUUGUAUCUGCACUAAAGAAAUAAUCCAGUUUGAUGCCACUUUAACUGCCCUUGACUCCAUGCUGUGGAAUGCUGGGAUUUGAAGUUUGUUGUGGCACCUGACAGAGAUGGCUAA